This is a messenger RNA of Brassica rapa (field mustard), 695 nucleotides long. RefSeq names its product histone H2B.3. Gene Ontology annotation, cellular component: nucleosome. The record is from RefSeq and is a predicted model, not a curated record. Lineage: Eukaryota; Viridiplantae; Streptophyta; Magnoliopsida; Brassicales; Brassicaceae. Gene Ontology annotation, molecular function: structural constituent of chromatin; protein heterodimerization activity; DNA binding.
UCUCAAGCUAUUGUAGACACCAAGCGAACCCAAAUCAAUUCGACUUACUACUACUACUUCGAUCUCAGUUUCGUACCUCUAGAAAAAAUCAAUGGCGCCCAAGGCAGCAGAGAAGAAGCCCGCGGAGAAGAAGCCUGCCGAGAAAGCACCGGCGGAGAAGAAGCCAAAGGCCGGGAAGAAGCUCCCGAAGGAUCCCUCCGCCGUCGCCGGAGACAAGAAGAAGAAGCGGUCCAAGAAGAGCGUCGAGACCUACAAGAUCUACAUCUUCAAGGUGCUGAAGCAGGUGCACCCCGACAUCGGGAUCUCGAGCAAAGCCAUGGGGAUCAUGAACAGCUUCAUCAACGACAUCUUCGAGAAGCUUGCCGGCGAGUCUUCCAAGCUCGCGAGGUACAACAAGAAGCCGACGAUUACUUCCAGGGAGAUUCAGACUGCGGUGAGACUCGUCUUGCCUGGAGAGCUGGCGAAACACGCUGUUUCCGAAGGGACCAAGGCGGUGACUAAGUUCACGAGCUCCUGAACUGUCUGGAAUGUCUGUCUGAAUUAGAGUUUCUUUGUAGAAUGUCCUUUCUCUUGUGUUUUGCAAUCUCAUGUUUUGUAAAGUACUGCGAAUUGGUAUGUUUGGAAUCUAAUGUCGUGUCUUUGUAUCUUUAGUGCGUUGAGAUUGUGAGAUCUGCUAAUGAAGUUUAAAUUCGCUA